Molecule: messenger RNA, 2089 nt
Organism: Parnassius mnemosyne (clouded apollo)
Lineage: Eukaryota; Metazoa; Arthropoda; Insecta; Lepidoptera; Papilionidae
Source: the annotation of a GenBank genome assembly
GACAGCGCAGACAGUUUGUAGAGUAAAACGAAUUCGUAAUUUUCAUCCGAAGAAAUCUUACAAAUAAAAGUGUGUUCAACUAAUAAAAAAAUUAUUUUUUGGAUAGUUUCUAGCAGCGGACAAUGAAUGACGAAGACAUUUCGACACUCUUAUGGCGGUUAGAAAAUGGAGAGGUAUCAGAAGAUGAAAGUGAUCUAGAAGAGGAUGCCUUAGACUAUUAUGAUAAUGUCGGUGAGUUGCAAGCAGAUCUUGAAAGAGAGAACCAAAUACUAGAAGAAAUAUUGACCGAAAAUGAUGGGACAGUCCCUGAUCCUCCACUAAUAUUUGAUGAACUAGUAGAAAACCAGCCCCAUUCCAACGCCACUCCUAGUUUACGGGAUUUGAUAUGGAAAAAGAAGAAUUUGGAUUUGGUGGAUCAGGCUUUUACAUUUCUUGGAUGUACUGACUACCCUCCGAUUAUUAUGAAUUUAUCUACUCCUUAUCAGUAUUUUUCAUACUUUUUUGAUGAAAGUUUACUCGCAAGAAUCGUUACUGAAUCUAAUAAAUAUGCCAUACAAAAAAAUAUUAAUUUUUCUGAACCAAUGACAGUUCUGGAACUGAGAAAAUAUAUUGGUAUCUUGAUUUAUACUUCGGUAUAUCACUAUCCUAGUAUAAGAUCCUACUGGGCAAAUAAUGUAAGAUUCCAUCCAAUAGCUGAUACGAUGACCGUUAACCGUUUUGAAAAAAUUCGGGAAAUUCUUCAUUUUAACGAUAAUGAAGGUCACUUACCCCGUGAACAUCCUGAACAUGACAGAUUACACAAAAUACGAACAAUAGUGGACCACCUAAAUCAACGAUUCAUGUCAGUUCCUUUUGAUCAUAGACUUUCAUUAGAUGAGCAGAUGUGCGCAACUAAAAUUUCGCACUUUAUGAAGCAGUACUUGCCCAACAAGCCUCAUAAAUGGGGCUUCAAAUUGUACGUGCUCUGUUGUCUGAUGGGUUACGCAUAUUCAUUUGAAAUUUACUCAGGAACUCAUGACUACAAAAGACUACCAAAUGAGCCAAAUCUUGGAGCAGUUUCAAAUACAGUGGUGCGUUUGCUUCGACCUGUACCGAGAAAAGUAAAUCAUAUAGUGUACUUUGACAACUUUUAUUCAAGCCUGACUCUGUUUCAUCAUUUGCACAAGGAAGGCAUAUAUUGCUUAGGUACAGUUCAAAGAAACAGAUUAGGAAAAACCUGUAAGCUACCAAAAAAGGAAGAUGUACAGAAAACAUCUGUACCAAGGGGUUCGUACGACGAGAAUGUUGCUUCUCUUGAUGGUGUUGAGUUUGCAGCGACUAGCUGGAAGGAUAACAAACAGGUCUUGCUGUUAUCUACGUAUGUAGGUGCAAAUCCUGUGGGUACUAUUAGCCGCUAUGACAAGAAGCAGAAAAAAAACAUAUCAAUACCAUGUCCGAAAGUAAUUGAAGAAUAUAAUGCACAUAUGGGGGGUGUGGACACAAUGGAUAGUUAUUUAGGGCGAUAUAGGAUCCGAAUGAAGUCCAAGAAGUGGACCAAUAGACUAUUCCAACAUAUGCUGGACAUGGCGGUAAUAAACAGCUGGAUUUUAUACAAGAAAGUUUCACUGAAAAAGAAAACAAAUCCAAAAAACAUUUUAAAACUUGUUGAUUUUCGGACGGAGCUAGCUGAAACUUUGUGCAAGUAUGGGGCCGUAUCUGAAAAUAAAAGAGGCAGACCCAGCAUGAAUAGACAGGAAAAUACGUCAAAAAAGAGACCAAAGAUUGGUGCACAGACAUUACCACCAAACGACGUCCGUACUGAUGGAGUUGGACAUGACAAAAGCUACAACACUAAGAGAAAUCAAUGCAAAUAUGCAAAUUGCAAAAAACUAACUUCUGUAAUGUGUACUAAGUGCAAAAUAUCGCUUUGUGACAAUAGAAAAAAUAAUUGCUUUCAAGUUUUUCAUGCUAUGUAAAAAUAAAAUAACAUUAAGUAUAAAAACUUGGGUACUUUAUGUUUUCUAGUAUCACUAAGCAAAAAACUUCUUAAUGCAUAGUUUAUCAAAAUUGAUAACAACUUUUUUUUGCCAAUAAAACUUUUAAUAUACAG